UAUAAUACAAAACAUAGCUCAGAAUCUUCAGUGUGAAAUAUACAAAGCACAGUUGUAAGUUGAUUCAGGCAUUAUUUGAAUUGGCAGCGAGCAACAAGAACAAUCAUACACAGCCAGAGCAGUCUGCCAAGCUCCAGACUCUGAUGGAGGAGAAUGUAACCCUCGGCCAAGACAACAAGGCCCUGAACAGUGAAGUCGGUGACAUCAACAAAGAAAACCAUAACCUCAGAAAGGUCAUCAGUGGUCUUCGGAAAGACAUUGAGUGCUAUAAGAAUAAGAAAAAAAGCGUUAUCCAAACAGAAAAUGACGUGUUACAAGCUGAAAAUAAGGCCCUGCAAAAACAAGUUGGCAUUCUGUGCCAUGAAAAUGAUGAUCUGAAACAAGAAAGCCUGUAUUUGGACAAUCAAAACAGUGCUAUGGAAAAGACCAUGGACGAGAUGACACGACAAAACGGGGAUCUACAAAAAGACAUUCAGGAAAUCAACAAAGUCCUGCAUGAAGUAUUUGAGUAUGAUAAAGUCCAGUUACAGGAACUUCAAGAGGUGGAUGAAAAGUUAGAUACUUCACAAGAAGAUCUUCAAGAAAAGGUUAACGUGCUCAAAGAUAUUGUGCAAAAGCUAAAAGGGUUUCAGAACAAAGGCAAUGCGAUGGCGCAAGAAAUUGAGUCAACGAAAAAAAGCAACGAGGAUCUGGAAAGAAAAUUUAAAGUCUUGGCUUGCAAUUAUAAUGCAGUGAACCAAAAAUGUGGGGACUUGCAACAGAAGGCCACAAAUGUUGUGCAAAAAAUUCAGUUGUGUCUACACAGCUACUACUCAUUGGAGCAAGAGAAUAAAUCCAUGAUCAACCAACAUGAGAACUGGAUGCAAGAGCUCAAGAAGGUCAAAGAAGAAUUUUGUCAGAGAGAAGAAGUCACCGCCCAAAAGAAUGAGGCUCUUCAAGAACAAGUCCUGGUGCUCAAAACUAUUGUGCAAGAACUCAAAGGGUUUGGACAAGAAAAUGAGUCAAUGAAAAACUGCAAUGCGGUCUUGGAAAGCAAACUUAGAACCGUUGAAUGUAACUAUAAUGAAACUACACAAAAGUGUGGGGACUUGCAAGAGGAGGCCAAAACUGUUGGUCAAGAUCUUGAGUUGUGUGGGCACAACUAUUUCACAAUAAAGCAAGAGAAUGAAUCCAUGAGCAAACAAAAUGAGACCAUGAAACAAGAGCUCAGGAAGGUCAAAGAAGAAUUAUGUCAGAGAGAAAAAGUCAUUGCACAAAAGAAUGACGCUCUUCAAGAACAAGCUCAGGUGCUCAUGAAUGUUGUCCAAGAACUAAAGAGUUUGAACACAAACAUUAUGUCAUGGCGCAAGAAAAUGAGGCAAUGAAAAACCCAAAAAACUCCCAAAACAACCAUGCCUGGCAAACCUAGCCUCCCUUCCACGUGCAUAUGUGGAAUGUCUGAGGCAGGGAGAACACACCUACCUACCCUCCCAUGAGCCUUCAUGGAAAGUGAGGCAGGGAGUGCAGCAGCUAAAGAACCCCAAAUUACCAUGUCAGACAAAACUGCCUGGGAAGGCCAGCAUGAGGAGUUAACUACAUAAGAAAAGCCAAGUAGCCAAAAUGACAUGGAAUAAAGCCAUUAAACCUACACCAACAUCUAUCUGAGGUAGCAGCUGAAAAUUAAUACAGAAAGCUGGGAUAUUGCAUGGAUAUUGGGCUGGAUUGCAUAAUAUUCCACACAUGAAUAUGUCUAAGUGUCCGCCAUAUGUUGCAACAUGUGAUGUUUAUGUUUCGAUUCAAGACUAGUUAAAUGCAGCGAUAAUUAAAUGACACAAGUGUGGGGACUUGCAACAUGAGGCCAUUUAGUUUUGUGGGCACAACUAUUGCACAAUAAAGCAAGAGAAUGAAUCCAUGAGCAAACAACAUGAUGCCUUGAAACAAGAGCUCAAGAAGGUCAAAGAAGAAUAUUGUCAGAGAGGAGUCGUUGCACAAAAGUCUCUUCACCAACAAGCAAGAACUAAACAAUGACAAAGGAAGCUGAGACUUUGACCCAGCAAAACAAGGCAUUAAUGAAGGAAAAGGAGGACCAGUCCCUUAGAUAAAGGUCUAGAAUGGCUAGCCGUUAUAUAAAGGGCUGUGGGCGACAAGUAAACCUAACCUAACUUAACUUGAGAAGACUAUGGCCAGAUUUUCAAGGUGCCAGCAGAGUCAGAGAACUGACUGCCUCGGAUGUCACCCUCAAUGCAUUUCCGCCUUUUCCAGAAAGACAAGCCACAACAUUAAAAUGCAGGAGAUGGCCUGGGUCAGUCGUCACUAGCAUGCAGGAGGCAGAUCAUGACGAUAAUUCAGCUGUUUUUUAAUUUCAUUAUCGGUUACAAUUAAUAACAACACUACAUCUAUAAGUGUCACUAUUAUUGUUAGCAUUAUUAGAACGAGUCUGACAGUGCUUAAAAACACUCUUCUCUCUCUCUCUCUCAAUCAUCUCCCCGUCUUUCCACCAGCCUCUCAUGUCUCCCCCAUUUCACUCCUCAGCCCAACCGGUCGAGGCAGAUGGCCGCCCACACCGAGUCGGGUUCUGCCUGGGGUUUCUCUCUCCUAAAAGGAAGUUUUUUUCUCUCUCUCCACAGUGGCCAAAUGCUGAUUGGCUGUGGAUUAAAAAGUGCUGUGAAAUGUACAGACAUGUUCAAUUCAAAUGCUAUCCAGAUUUUUGUUUUGGUGGAGGUAUGAAUAAUAAAUUACAUUUCUGGA
Scophthalmus maximus (turbot) is the source of this 2727-nucleotide messenger RNA. RefSeq names its product interaptin-like. The record is from RefSeq and is a predicted model, not a curated record. Bases 144 to 1364 code for a protein of 406 amino acids. NCBI's taxonomy places the organism in Eukaryota, Metazoa, Chordata, Actinopteri, Pleuronectiformes, Scophthalmidae. The transcript has 2 exons.